Molecule: messenger RNA, 1044 nt
Organism: Talaromyces amestolkiae
Lineage: Eukaryota; Fungi; Ascomycota; Eurotiomycetes; Eurotiales; Trichocomaceae
Exons: 4
Coding region: 1-1044 (347 amino acids)
Biological process (GO): carbohydrate transport; transmembrane transport
Cellular component (GO): membrane
Molecular function (GO): carbohydrate:proton symporter activity
Source: RefSeq, a predicted model, not a curated record
AUGGAAGAGAAGAACCUCGAGGCGGCUUCCGCUCAUGUGGAGGAAGCAGGAAAAGAUGCUGUGGAACAAGGACGUCGCAUCCAGGAUGAAGAGCGCGAGUUGAGCGUAUGGAAAACGAUACAGUUGCACCCAAUGGCAAUCCUUGCAUGCAGCGCGGCGUUUACCGCUGCGUUGAACUUUGGCUACGAUUCAAUCAGUAAUGGCUCUACUAUUGCAAUGCCGUCUUUCAUCAUCUACUUUGGUGCCGACGGUUCCCUUCCCUCCAUCUGGACUUCAUUGUGGGUAUCAAUGACUUCUCUGUUGCAAGCCAUCGGCGCCGUUGCUGGUGGACCCCUAUGCGACAGGAUCGGUCGAAAGUGGCCCGGCGUUAUCGCUGGACUGAUUUCUCUCGUCGGAACCGCGGUACUCUACACAGCCAAGGGAAGAGUGGUGUUACUGGUUGGUAAGAUGAUUUGUGGUCUGGCUAUCGGUAUAAGCAUGGCUGUCGGGAUGACCUAUGCAUCUGAAGUUGCGCCUUUCAGGCUACGGAAUUCCGUCCAAGCUAGCUUUGUUCUUUUUAUGGUUCUUAUGCAAUGUCUGAGCCUUGGUAUUGUCAGAAUUUUUGUCCCCUAUCUCGACCAGCAAGCCUUCAGAAAUGUCUUUGCAAUUCAGUGGGGACCCGGUGCUCUCAUGCUGAUUGCUUUCCUACUGGCUCCCGAGAACUUGCUCAUUUCGCUACAAACGAGUUUCAUCCAAGCCUCUGGAUGGCCCAUCGCUACAGAACUAUCUAGUUACCGUCUACGGGCAAAGACUCUGUCAAUAGGAGUCGUUUCGCAAACGCUGUCAGCCUGGGUCACACAAUUCGUUGUCCCUUACAUCUACAAUGUCGAUUCGGGAGACCUUGGAGCUCGUACUGCGUUCCCCUUUGCUGGUCUUUCUUUCCUUAUGAUUCUUGUUGUUUUCUUCUAUGUCCCCGACACCAUGGGACUGAGUACCGAGGAGAUUGAUCAACUUUAUGAGGACAAGGUAUCCGCGAGGCAAUUCAAGAGCUAUGUAGGCAGAUAA